AGCCAAUCCCCCUCGCUACUCGGCUGCGCUGUGACACGGCCUCGCUGAUUGGCUAGAUGGCAUUAUGGAUUCCGCGCUGUCAUUGGCUGGCUGUCUGACGGCCGGAAGUUGCGAGUGACGUCCAUAUCGGCGGCCAUUGCAGUCACCCGGCUAUCUGGAGGUCGGUGGGUAAGGCAAGGUGAGAGGGGGAAUUCGGUGUCAAACUGCUAAACGGAUAGUGGAAUAUCAAUGUCUAUAGCAAGCUCGGUGUAUGGGAGGCUCCACAAUUACAUAUUACUCGAGUUCCCUCUAAUUUGUUAUUUUUGUUUUGUUUUCUUGGCUGACCCUGUGUGAUGUGUGCUAUCAGCUCUGUCUGAUGGGAAUCUGUCACAGGACCAGCAUAGGAUCACAUUCACUAUAUGUUAUCAGUAAACUGUAACUAGCAAGGUUUGUAAAAAAAAAAAAAUUAAAAUAAAUACACCCCUGAUGGUUAUUUAAUAAAGGGUGAAUUUUAGGCUAAAAAUAGUCAAACUGUGAAAAUUAACUAUUCUCUUAAUUUUUUAUUUUUUUUUACCUAAAAUUAUAAUUAUUUUUACAUUCCUGAUGGUUCAUAUGUUGGUGGUUAACACAGUGUAAGCUAGCAAUUUUUACAUUUAAAAAAAAAAAAAUUGAAAAAUUAUCUAUUUUCUGUGGGUAUGCCUAUAUGCAGUGGAGCAUUAUCAAUAAAAAAAAUGAUUUAGUAAUAUCUAACAUGCCUUAUUAUAAUACUUUCAAUAUAAUACUAACAGAAUUUGCUGGUUUUGGGUUGUCUUUUAAUUGUGUCUUCUAAGCCCCAUGAGCACUUCAUGAUUUGAAGUUGUCAUGGUGCCUGGAGUCUCUAUGUACAGAGUUUGGCAAUGAACCCUGUGCUGCCUGAGCUGUAACUUCCACUCUGACCUCUUCACCACUGUGGGUUGUCAUUUACUCUAAAUUCUGUGCAUAUUCCACUUCUGUCAUCAGCACACAAAACUGCAUAUUGGCAACAGUUGUCCAAUAUAGGCAUAUCACACCCCUCCCCAACCGUCAUUUCUGCCACUCAUUUAUUCCCCCUACAUCUUCUCCUCUGGCUGCUAGAGAUGUUGGCAGAGACCAGGCUGCAGGAAGAACUUUGCAUAGGAGUAUGUAUUUUUCAUGUUUUUUAUUUGAUUAAGGUGGGAGAGAGGGGACCAGCAGAUCAUGGAUUACUGUAUCUAGAACCAGGGUUUUCUUAAAGUGAGAAUCGUCUAAAUGACCACAACAUGUGAUACUCAAGAAAAAAAAUAUAUAAUUCCAUGAUAAUUUUUUCAUGUUGUGUUUUACACCACUAGCGAUACAUGAUAUAAUUAUUCCGUCAUUGCUAUGCGAGCAAGGGCAAAACCCUGCUUACACCAGUGAGUCCCAAGUAUCAAUUGACAACUGGGUCUCCCCUUUGCCAUAUGCUGCCAUUCUUAGUGGCCCCCAGUCAGAGUGGAAUGCAGCUCCAUAAAAAUGCAUUUUAAAUGCCUAUAACAAAAGCAGGAUUCACUGCAGGGAGAUCUUGGUAUCAGUUCGUACCUGGGGAUCCCUCUGUCAGAUCGGGCUAUCUUUAGUGGCCACAGACUGACAGGUGAGCCCAGCACUUUCAUUGUGGAUUUAAAUCCCCAUAGAGAGCAAUAUAUUGUGUGCAGGAUUAAAUCAAUCAAUAUCUGGGGCCAUUUUUUAUGGCACCAGACUUUUUGAUGAACUGCAUUCAGCACUGAUUUUCAGUGCUCUAUACAGCAGAUUAAUGGGACACUAUUGUCACCAGAGCCACUACAGCUUAAUGUAGUAGUUCUGGUGUCUGUAGCAUGUCCCUGCAGUCUGAGUACUGGAAUUUUCAUAGAAAAGGCAGUGUUUUCAUUUCUCCCUAGGAACACCACUAGUGGCAGUCACUCAGACAACCACUAGAGGUGUUUUUUAUCUCCGUGCUGCAGAGUGUGCAGCAUGGUCAUUCAGUGUCUAUAAUCACGAUGAACCCCACCGCAGGUGUCUAGGGGUUACAAAAAACCCUGAAACAAAUAACCCACAUACCCCCUCACCCUAAUAAUGUGGGGUGGGGGGAAUAAUACCUGUGUACAAAAAAAGAAAUUAUACUUACUAGGAUGUCUUCUUUAUUCUUAAAUCUUUUUUUUUUUUUUUUAGCCCCCCAAAAAAGCCAAAUGAAAAUCCCUGAAGUACUGUCGCUAUUGUUAAAAUUAAAAAUGAAAAACAUAAUCAUCCCCCACCACCACCCAAAAAAAAAUGAUGGAAAAUAAAUGUGAUGCAAUAAAAUUAUCCAUCUUCGCCCUUGAAGGGCUUGGCUCAGACUGAGGUUGUAGGGCGGGAAAAGAUCUUACAGGGGCUUUUUCACUCUGAUUAAUUUCAGUUAGAGCACUCUGAUUAGUUGGCUUGUAAGCCAACCAAUCAGAGCAUUCUGAGAAAGAUAUCUCAUUUAUUUUGUGUAAAUUUGCUGCCAGUCGGCAAAUAGUUUUACUUUUUAAUCAGAUCUUACAGCACAAUUUGUUAACUUUAGAAGUUCCUAUCUACUGCUUUUUUUACUUUAACUUUAAACACACACAGAAGGCUCUAGCAGACUAUUAACAGUGCAGAAGUUAAAUACCUCUACAUUAAACACACUGUGCAAUAAAUAAGGAGGCUGUGUGAGUUUAAGCCAAGGGAGAGGUGACUAGGGCUGCUGGAGCAAAGUGAUUUAUCUCCUAAAUGUCAGAGAAUUGAAAAGUUAGACUGCCGGGGCAUGAUCUUUACACUAAAACCUCAUUGUUAAAGGACCACUAUAUGCACCCAGACCACUUCAGCUUAAUGAAGUGGUCUGGGUGCCGUGUCUAUCUAGGAUUAACCCUGCCUGCUGUAAACAUAGCCGUUUCAGAGAAACGGCUAUGUUUACAUAUGGGUUAAUCCAGCCUCUAGUGGCUCUCUCAUUGACAGCCGCUAGAGGCGUUUCCGCGCUUCUCACUGUGUUUUUCACGGUGAGACGACGCCAGGGUCCAUAGGAAAGCAUUGAGAAUGCUUUCCUAUGGACUUACUGAAUGCACGCGUGGCUCUUGCCGUGCAUGCGCAUUCAGCCGAUGACGACUGAAGGAGGAGGAGAGUCCCCAGCGCCGAGGGAGCCCGGUGCUGGAGAUAAGUUUAACCCGUUCCUCCCCCUUCAGCCCGGCGGGAGGGGGACCAUGAGGGUGAGGGCACCCCAAGGGCACUAUAGUGCCAGGAAAACGAGUUUGUUUUCCUGACACUAUAGUGGUCCUUUAAGCUAAAGAUGUUUUGUUGCUUAGAUUGUCCCUCUAAAGUAAGAGAGAGGAAACCAGCUCAAGUGCUUUUAGAGGCUUGGCAUGUUCCUUUAAGCACAUUUAUCUGGAGCUAACAGUGGUCUAUUGAUUCUCUAGCGAUGCUGUUGAGAAAAAAUGUGCCAACUCCUCAUUCUCUCUGUUUAUUAUUUGCUAUAUUGUGAUCUUGUUUUGUGGCAGUGGUAUAAUGAGGAUACUUUUUAGUGUCAUGACUUUUGCUAACCUUUGUAAUUAGCCAUUUUGAUGCCCUUGUACUGUUUACUCAGUGCUCUUUCCACAGUAUUUGUAUUUAUUUAUUUUAUUUUUCAGAACGUAACCAUGGCUGGACGUAGAUUUGCUGUUAAAGCUGUAGACUGGAUGGCAUUUGCAGAGAGGGUACCCCCAAAUCAAAAGGCAAUGUUCAAUGCCCUCAAGACCCGCAGUGAUGCUAUAGCUGCCAAGUGAGUUUGGGCUGUGGUGGGUUGUGUGAUCCUUACAUGCUGGGGUUUCUGAAUGUUAGGUGACAUGCAAUUAAAGUGGACCUAUCGUAAAAUAAUUGCUUGAUUGGAAUCAGCAUCUUCUUAUAAAAUAUAUAUUUAGAUGUUUGCUGUUUUAAUUAUAUAAAACACAAUGUUUUUUAUUUUUUAAGAAUCUCACUUAAAUAUGUGGUAGUGACUCUACAAAAUGUAGCAAAAAGGAGAAACUUAUAUAAAUGGACAAUCUGUAGCAAGAAAGACUCAAUCAUAUUAAUUCUGUCACUUUGUUCCUGCAGGCUAACAUCCCUUCCAGAGAAGCCUCCAACCAUUGACUGGGCACACUAUCGUGCUGCAAUUGCCAAGGCAGGCAUGGUGGACGAAUUUGAGAAAAAGGUAUGUGUAAAGUCAAAAUCGUGACCUGGAGUUAUGAUUGUAUAUCACGAAAAAAGUUUUUUUUGUUUUUUUUGUUUUUUUUUUUCCUCAAGGUAGGGAAGAAUACGUUUUGAUAUCAUAACCUUUUCAAAGCUUUGGCUGUACUUACUAAAAUGUUUGAGUAUGCGCAACCCAAGUCAUGGUAAUUCUCCAUGAAUAACUGAAAGUUAACACCGUGGGUAUUCUCGAAAACUCCACAAGCCUAACUAGACUGAUAAACAUGACGUGGUAUGUGAUUGGUUGGAAUCCAGUCAAUCCCGGGGCAAUGUACAUAGGAAUCUCCUACAAGUACUAUGCACAAGUGGAACUCUUUGCCAACCUGGAAGAAUACUCCUGUGUUUCCAUUAAUUAAGCUGAUGAGUCAAGCAACUAAUUUUUUUAUUUUUGGAUUUAUAUAGAACAUAAACUGGUUAAUGAACACCUGUUUCUAAAAUGUUAAAACUGCAUUUACCCAUGAUUGACCAAAUGUACAAACAAGUUAACUGAGUUUUUCCUACCAGAGGCCACACUUUUUGUUGCAUCUUUUUCUUACUACCCUAUUUCGAUUGAGUCAUUUUCCCUAUUCACUUUUUCUUUCUAAUCUGGUGUCAAGCUUGGCUUGGUUAUAUUGAUUGGAGUUAAUAAUUUUCGAUGCUCCCUUGAUAUAUCCUCUUUGCCAAGAGACGACUGGUCAGAAAUUGGAAUACUGAAAUACUGUUGGAAUACAAUUUGUAAAGCAACACCAAAAAAUGCUGCCUCCUCAGGACUCUGACUCAGUAACUACCAUACCAUAACGGUUGGUUGAAAUUGACAUUGUUAACCCCUUACGGACUGAGCCAAAUGUACACAUUGUGAACGAAACAAAAUGUAAACAAAACCUGGCAUUUCCGCUACAUGUCUGUCCAACUGUAAUUCACCUCUUUCAUAUUAAAUACACCCACCCUUAUUAUAUAUCAUUUUAUUCAGGGGAAACAGGGCUUUCAUUUAAUAUCAAAUAUUUAGCUAUGAAACAUAAUUUAAUAUGAAACAAAUGGGAGAAAAUACGAUUUUUUUUUGUAUUUUUUUUUUAGUUCUACAUGACAUUUUAACUGUCAUAAUACUGUUUGCUUCUACUGCAAUAAAAUACACAUAUUUGUAUUCAGCAAAGUCUCACGUGUAAAACAGUACCCCCUAUGUACAGGUUUUAUGGCGUUUUGGGAAGUUACAGGGUCAAAUAUAGCACGUUACAUUUGAAGUUGAAAUUCGCCAGAUUGGUUACGUUGCAUUUGAGACUUUAUAGUAGCCCAGGAAUGAAAUUUACACCCAUAAUGACAUAUCAUUUGCAAUAGUAGAUAACACAUGGUAUUGCAAAUGGGGUAUGUCCAGUCUUUUUUAGUAGCCAUUUGGUCACAAACACUUGCCAAAGUUAGCGUUCGUAUUUGUGUGUGAAAAAUGCAAAAAAACGCCAAUUUUGGCCAGUGUUUGUGACUAAGUGGCUACUAAAAAAGACUGCACAUACCCCGUUUGCAAUACCUUGGGUUGUCUUCUUUUGCAAAUGGUAUGCCAUCAUAGGGGUAGUUUUCAUUCUUGGGCUACCAUAGGUUUUCAAAGGCAACCUAACCAAUCUGGCAAAUGUUAAUGUGAAAAAAAUAAAACAUAAGUCUUAUAUUUGACGCUGUAACUUUUGAAAACACCAUAAAACCUGUACAUGACGGGUACUGUUCUACUCGGGAGACUUAGCUGAACACAAAUAUUUGUGUUUCAAAACAGUAAAAAGUAUCGCAGCAAUAAUAUCGUCCGUGUAAGUGCUGUUUGUGCGUGAAAAAUGCAAAAACUUCACUUUUACUGGCGUUAUCAUCGUUGUAAUACAUUUUACUGUUUUGAAACACUAAUAAUUGUGUUCAGCGAAGUCUCCCGAGUAGAACAGUACCCCCCAUGUACAGGUUUUAUGGUGUCUUGGAAAGUUAUAGGGUUAAAUAUAGUGCUAGCAAAUUAAAUUCCCUUUACUUUCGGCAUGGGUUGUCAGGCAGGUCCCGCUAAUUGUAAUUAAUUAAGAUACCUAAUUAUGUAAAAAUACUACACAAGUAUAUAUGUAGAAUUAAUAUAUGUAUGUUUGUGUGUGUAUACAAUAGUUAGAACGAAAUAACACACAUCUAUAUAUUUAAUUAUUUUUUUAAAUUAUUUAAUUUUAUUUUUUAACGUAUUUACAUAUUUUUUUUAUAUUAUAUAUAAAUAUAUAUAACAAUAAUUAUAUAUAUUUAAUCAAUAUCAGUCUACGUGUAAUUUGAUAUUAAAAUAUAUAUAAAUAGUAAAAUACACCUAGACAGUGUGUGUGUGUGUGUGUGUGUGUAUGUGUGUGUAUGUGUGUGUAUGUGUGUGUAUGUGUGUGUAUAUAUAUAUAUAUAUAUAUAUAUAUAUAUAUAUAUAUAUAUAUAUAUAUAUAUAUAUAUAUAUAUAUAUAUAUGCACUUUUUAACUUUUUUUAAUUUUGUUUAAUUUUAUUUCCAGCCAGCAGGGAGUCCACCUGUCAUUACAGGCAGCCCCCCUGCUGGCAAUACAGCAGGCAGCUAUCCUGGCCAUGUGAUUGUGAGGUCCUUGCAAGGACCUCACUCUCACAUGGCCGGGGGGGCUGCCAGUAGGUUGGACGUGCCGCGGGGGGCUCCCUGGGAGUCCCCCCAACCGCGAUCGCCGGCGACCGGGUGAGUAAAGAAAGACCGGCGGGCGUACUAUUACGCCUGGCGGCGUUUAGAGCCGCCUAAAAUAGGGCGUAAUAGUAUGCCCUCCGGUCUUAAGGGGUUAAAGAGAUCCUAUAGUGCCAGGAAAACAAACCCGUUUUCCUGGCACUAUAGGCUUCUGGAAUGGCCCCCUUCUGCUGGGCUGAAGGUUAAAACCCUGAUUCCAGCGGGGGAAACCUACUGCGCAUACGCAGCAAUAGCCGCGCUCGCAUUAGCCCUCCCCAUAGGAAAGCAUUCCUAUGGGCAAUAUCUGGCGCUGGAGGUCCGUGGGGACGUCCAGCGUCAAAUAACGGACCAAAAGUCAGUUUGGAUUCCGGAAGCCCUCUAGUGGCUGUCUGUCUUUAACAUUGCAGCACUAAGUGCAAAAAGGUCACAGCACCCAGUCUACUUCAAUUAAUUGAAGUGGUCUUGGUGCCUACAGUGUCCCUUUAAUUCCACAUUAUAAAUGUGGCUGAAGAUGGUGUGGUCUCCCGGUGCCAUUUCUAAACAGUUUGACAUAAAACCGAGGAAUGGCACCCAAAUACUCUAGCUAACAUAUUCAGUACACUGAGCUGUAGUGGUUAUGUUGUAUAAGUGUCCAAUCAAACAUGCCGCCUCAUCAGUUCUACAUUUUCCCCACAAUCCAUUAUGAGACAAUUUUGUUAUUGGCUGACCUCAAAGUGAGCGCUGCUCAUAGCCCUUUAAAUACCAUGGCUGAGCAAUCCCUUGAAAGGUUGGAUUAGGGAAAAAGGUAUGCAUGUGGGGUAUCAUUGUACUUGAACAGUGGAAGAAUACAAAUAUGGCUGUUUUUAGUAGUGGGACGUGCAUGAUCUAUGAAUUUCCCCAAAAUAAAAUGUAUUCUGAUGACAACAAAAGCAAGUGUGAUCUGCUUUAAAGUCGAUAGAUGUAAAAUGAUGUCUGCCAAUUUCCACAUCCUGAUUUUGACCACACACUGUGAAGAACAUUGAGUUGCAUUGUGAGUUAUGUGAAUCCUACAUUAUCCUAGGUUUUGGAACUUGGCUUCUAAAGGGUGUUCUACGUUAAUGUGUUUUCUUGUCUUGCAGUUCGGUGCUCUUAGCAUCCCAGAGCCGAAGGAUACCCAGACGGAGAAGAUAAAUGCUCAGGAGCAGGAAUCUGUAAGCUCGUUGUACAUUUUGAUUUGCUGUGUUGUAGUGAAUUGCAUUUGUUGUAUGUUUUAAACACUCCUCUGCCCACAUUUUAUUUUUAUCACUGAUUGGUAGAUAUCCCCUCCAAUGAAAACAUUCAUGCAUUUAAUUCUGUAUUGUUCAUUGGUGGUAUAUCUUAAACUACAUGCAAAAGCUGUGGAUCUUUUGUCUGAAGUCAUAAAAAAGCCUUCCCCUUCUAACUCCGCCUAGACUUUCUGUGGCUGUCCAAUCACAGACUUCCUAAUGCUGCUCAUUGAGAAGUCUUUGCAAGCAAUUGGCUGCCUGUUUAGUUCCACUGAGCUAAAAACCAGGAUGUAACAGGACUGGUUGUCUUAUUGACAGCCAGAGUGGUAUCAAGGUUCAUUUAUAUAAGUGUCAAUUUCUGCAUUUUCAUGCACGUAUACUUUAGGGGUCUGGAGUGUCCCUUUAAGGUCAGCGAUAUUCUUCUGUCACUUUUCUUUUAAGUAAAACGUGUAAGUACUUUCAUGUUUCUAACUUGUUUUUUUUUUGUGUUGUUUUUUUAGGCAAAAAUUGCUGCAAACUACAUCCAGGAAUCAAAAGCUAGGGUUUCUCAAUAUGAGAAGGAGGUGAGAAAUUAAAAUAGCACUACAUUAUUCUUUACUGUCACGUAUUGCAAUUAUUCAUAUUGGGCAAGCAUUUUCCACAGCACUGUACAAUAGAUAAACAAGACAAUUUAUUCUGACAAAUGUGUUUGACGUACGGAAACAGGUGAAGAGGGCCCUUACCUAAAUGAGCUUACAAUCCAAAUAGAUGAGGGACAAAUAUGAAGUGAGAGAAUCAAAUGAUAUGUAUAUACCAGAAAGGAUGGGAGGGGUGCUUAGGAGACUGGAGCACAGUGAUGGGAGAUGGCAGAGGAAGGUCGUAAAGGAUAAGGAGUCUAGGGGUAAGCUUAUGGGCUUCUCUAAAGAAGUGUUUUUGAAGGGCUGCAGAGCCUGGGAGAGUCUAAUUUGGGAGUGAGGGCAUUCCAUUAGGAAGGGGAAGCCUUGAAAAAGUCCUGCAGGCAAGAAUCCGGGGUAGGCGAAUCAGGUCAUAGGUGGAGAUAUGAGGUUUGGCUGGAGCAUAACCCUAGAAAGAACAGGGCGCCACAAUCACUAUAUUGGUAUAUAAAAAAUAAGGGUAUGAAAAUAAAUAUUGAUGGUAAAGCAAAAACAGCAAAAGUUUAUUAAUGAAAAAUAUAAAAAAAACAGUCACAGCACAACAUAUGUGUAAGACAUCAAGAGUAUAAAAGCCACAAUGGGCAAGGAACCCUUAGGUAUAGCAGUUUAACAGGACAUGAUACUGAGCUGGGCAGUAAAGUGCAAGAUGCCUAUAAGAAAAGUGCACUAAGCCAAUCACUUAUACAAGUUUAGUACAAUCAGCCCAAAGUAAAUACUGCAUAAGCAGUAUAUAAAAUCAGCACACAUGCAAGAUAAAAACAGCUGAUACCAAAGUACAGGGUCCCAGAUCGUGCUCAACGCGUUUCGUCGUCUGACUUCCUCAGGAGCUUCUUCUCUCUUCAGUCUUCUCCCCUUUUAAAUCUGCCGAUCCAUCCGACAGCUUCCGUGAUCACGCAUGCGUGCGCCCAGUCACACACGCCAUUAUACGUCAUGACGCACGCGUGACCGCGACCACGCUGGAACGCAGGAUAACUUUAUUGAUCCUCUACACAGCCGCAAUAUGAACGCUCUACGAACCAGAGCAUUCAAAUCAAUGCAGACCGUGUGUACAAACCUGCCUACCCCCCAGCUAACCCCUAACAUUAAAAUACUACUCACUCAAGCGAAAUAUAAAUAGGACUGGUGGGGGAAAAAGGGAGUGAAAAGAAAGGAGAGUAAAAAUAGGAUCAAAUUAAAACAAAUAUAAGAACAAAUUUGUAAAAUUGAGUAUAGGAAAAAAAAUCAAUCAUAAAUAUACAUGGAUGCUAUAAAUGUUAAUGUAUGCAUGUAUGUAAAUGAAUAAAUGUGAAACCAGUAUGUUGAAUGAGCAUUGGUCAAUUUAUAUUUCCUUAAUAGGCAUCAUAAUUAAAAAUAUAAUACAUGUGUUCAUAAAUACAUAAUUGUAAUCAAACUGUGUACAUUGACCACUAAUACAUACAUACAUACAUACAUCUAUAUCUCUAUCGACAGUUGGAGCAUGCAUAUCAUGACCAUAGAUAUCAAUAAUAAAGGCAUACAAAUCUCAAAAAGUAGAUAGAGUGUGUGUGUAUAUAUUAAUGAAAAUCCUUACCUUAUUCCAGCACAGAUGUCUCUUGGCGCUCUGCCUCAUCUGCUGUCAUCUGACGUUGUGGGCUAAUAUGCAUGCUCUGUGAGCUUUGCGAGCACAUUAGGCCCUCCCCAUAGGAAAACAUUGCUUCAAUGCUUUCCUAUGGGGAUUUAACUGACUCUGGAUGUCCUCAUGUAUCAGGAUGUCCAGCGUCAGACGACAAAACCACUUUGCACUGGGCUAUAGUAUUGUCAUUCAGUGCAAGAUUUUUGGUGUGUGUGUAUAUGUGUAUACAUAUAUAAUGUUCAAGUAGAGAUUGUAGCCGUAUUAGUCCAGUGAUGUAGAUGUAAAAAACUGAAAAUUUGUAUCUUGUAAUACCUUUUUUAUUGGACUAACAGAAUUAUUUAAUGACAAGCUUUCGGCAGAACCUCCCUUUCUAAAGUCUAAAGCAUUUCUUUUUUAUAAAUUCUUUAUUUUGGAUUUUCAGUCAUAUGGGGGUUAGGGUACAGAAAAGAAAACUUGGGAUCAAACAUACUUUCAUAGAGACCGUGAGUUGCAUUGAUGCGUUACAAAACAGUCCUAAAGGAAAGGCAGUUAUAGAGUUUUAGUUCCGUGACUGGUGCUGUCCUUCGCUGUUGCUGUAAGACUUCGGUCUCGAGUCCGAGAGAGGGUUCCGAAGCUGGUUUGUAGAUAGGUAUAACAUUGUGUUGCAGUAUUUGAUAUUUCAACAGUUAUAAGUCUAAAGCAUUUCUAAGUAAGACGACACAUAGAAUUUAAAGUUGAGUUGUGAUACAGGGGUUAAAGCGACAUGAGUGGAGAUAAGACGCAGGUUUGAUAGAAAAUAGACCCCAUUCUUGAGGAGGGUCGUAAAUAUCUUGUGAGAUAUUUACGACUGCAGAAGUUGGUGCUAGAAGGAGAGAGUAAAAACAAUUACUUAUAUUAAGAAUGCAUGGAUUCCAAUCCAAGAGUUACAGGAUAUGCAUGAAGGCCUAUAUCCAUUAUACAUACACAAGUAGUGUAUAUGUACAAGUAUACAUACAAGUGUGCCUACACAUACAUAGGCCCAUAUAUAUGUAGAUGUACACAUACACCUAUUCACAUACACAUACAUGUAUUCAUCCUAUACAUACAUACACAAAUAUAAAUGCACAGUCACAUAUAUAAGCAUACAUGGGAAAGCAUAUGCACAGUACUUUGUAUAUUGAUAGAAUAAACAUAUAAUUGGAAUGUGUUUUAAAGUGUUGAUACAUAUGACAGAACAGUAUGAUAAUGUGGGGAAGCGUUCAGUUGUUGGUAGUGGGUCAGGAAACCCAAAUCAAUAUUUAGUCCUCUAUUCUUGCUGUUAAACAAUUUGAUCCUUCUGGCUUCAAAGGCUUUUCUUUCUUGGGUAUUUUUAAAACCCCCUUUCAGUACUUUGAUUUUUAGGUCCUUCAUUGAGUUGCCAGGCUGGGUAAAGUGGGGUCCCACAGUAUGAUUCUUCUUUGUGGUGUUUAAAGGAGUGUCUGUGCAUAUUCAUUCUGCAAUUUAAUUGCUGUGUGGUCUCCCCAAUGUAGCAUCCUUGGUGGCAUUUACUGCAUUAAAUCAUGUAUGCCACAUUGCUGGAUGUGCAGGAGUAUAAACCUUUAAUGCUGUAGGUUCUAUUGUUGUGUGUGGCUGUGUUGUCUGUGCAUAUGUGCUGGCACAGUUUGCAGCGAAGUUUUUUGCAUUGGCUGGUCCCUGGUUUUCUUUAUUCUCCCUAUCAGUGGGUAGGUUCCUGUUGAUUAAUUUUUGUUGGAGGUUUGGUGGUUGUCUGAAGGCCAAAAUGGCCUUGAGAAAGGGAGGUUCUCCCGAAAGCUUGUCAUUAAAAAAAAUUCUGUUCGUCCAAUAAAAAGUGUGUGUGUAAUAUUUUUUUUAUUUUUUAUUUAUGGUAAAAAAAAUUAAAAUAAAUAUUGAAACAUACACUGGAUUUGUAUUCUGGUUUUAUAUCAUUUCCAUUGUCUGAUGAUAUUUUUUCAUUUAAUCCUCAGUUAGAGAAAUUCCGAAACAUGAUCCCCUUUGACCAGAUGACCAUUGAAGACGUAAACGAAGCAUUCCCAGAAACCAAACUGGACAAAGAAAAACAUGCGUACUGGCCACACAGGCCAAUUAGUGAUUUGUAAAACAUUGAGAGUCCCCCCCUUAACGACUAAAUAAAAUCUAGUAUUUUCCUCUGUAUUCUUGUGGUAAGCCUGAAGUUCCUGUCAGUACAGUUUUCUUAUCUUCAUUACAAUAUAAACUUGUUUUGAGCUACUUCAAAGUCUGGACUUUAAGAGUGAAAUGUCUUUUAUUAAUUAUUAACAAAAAUGUAUAGAGCUGCCAGUGCACAAAAUAGGCUGGAACAUUCAAUGCUAUCACAAACUCUUUAUGAACCAAAUUAAAGAGGAUAUUUGGUUCAUUUGAUCCAAUGACCUGUGAUGCAAUCCUUAAAAUCCAGUAUCAAAUCAUGUAUUUCAGAUUAUUUAUACCCUGCUUUAACCAUUAACAUCCAGGUGGAUACUAGUACAUUAUUUAAAAAUGUCCCUUAAAUAGUUAUUCCAAUCAUCAUAACCACUGCAAUCGGGAGUGCCGAGGUCCCAGUUCCCAGAUAAUGCAACAAAUUAUUAACGUUUUGCCCUCUACCUGGGUCCUGCUAUGUUCUGCGACUUUUCUCCUCCUGUAGAAGACAAUGCAGUUGCCAUUUGUUGAAUAAGUAAUUCUUGCAUGGUUGAUUCGUUCAGGUGCAGAUUAAAAGACAUUUGAUUAAUUCGUAGCAGCUGAUACUCAUUUGUGCACAAGUAAAGACAAAAUGUUGCCUCACACCUAAAUUUACAAUAUGCAUUUAUUAAAUGCUAGAGAGAAAACAUUUUGGAAUUAUUUAGAGAAUAUAGUGACCCCUAUGGUUUGGGAACUGUUUCAGGAUGUACAGACCUGAAAAUUAAAUUUUAAUCCUGGUUCUAUACCUACAAACAUAUAAACUACUUUUUAAAAACUGGUGGAAAU
Messenger RNA from Pelobates cultripes (western spadefoot toad), 13219 nucleotides. NCBI's taxonomy places the organism in Eukaryota, Metazoa, Chordata, Amphibia, Anura, Pelobatidae. The record is from the annotation of a GenBank genome assembly.